Molecule: messenger RNA, 2636 nt
Organism: Fomitiporia mediterranea MF3/22
Lineage: Eukaryota; Fungi; Basidiomycota; Agaricomycetes; Hymenochaetales; Hymenochaetaceae
Exons: 4
Coding region: 27-2306 (759 amino acids)
Cellular component (GO): RNA polymerase II transcription regulator complex; nucleus
Molecular function (GO): transcription cis-regulatory region binding; DNA-binding transcription activator activity, RNA polymerase II-specific
Source: RefSeq, a predicted model, not a curated record
CCCUCCCUCGCCUGUCUUGUCUUCCCAUGACUUCUGAUGCCACCCAAUCCGUCGUCGCCUCUUCCUCAACGCUCUGGGCGCAAGCGUCCAAGGAAUGGGUAAUUCCCGCCAAACCGAAACCUGGAAGGAAGCCAAAGAAAGACGCCGCUCCGCCCAAAGAAGCACAGGAGGUACGUGCACCUACGUCCUCCUCCAUCAUAUGUCCGCCGCCAAGCCUUUCUCACACAAUGCCGGACCAGGUCGACAGUAAGGGUCGACGCGUACAGAACCGUGCUGCCCAGCGUGCAUUUAGAGAGCGCAAGCAAUCUCAGUUAGCUGACCUACAGGCUCGGCUUCAAUCCUACGAACAAGGAGAAAUCGAACGUAAUGUUGCUCUCCAGAAGAUCUCCAAGCGCCUCAAGGAGGAAAAUGAGCAACUCAGAAACGAAAAUACCUCCCUCAAGGAGGAGAUCUCGCGUCUCAAGGAACAGGCUGCGGCCUCCUCCGCUGGCCCAUCUACUUUAUCUUACCUUCGCGAUAAGGAAGACGGAAGCAGAAGUCUCAAGCGGUGGAGGGAUGGCUCCGUAUGUUCAAUCCUAAGUGACGAUGCUAGCAUAGUCUUGGAGUCUGCCAAUCGCAAACGGUUUCGAACGGAAACCGUAUCUCCAGGCCCAUCAGUUACGGUUCCUCAGUAUGCGCACGAGGUCGCAUACACGCCGUCGCCUCCUUCAGCGGCAUCUUCCCCAGACUCUUAUGGCAUUUCGCGCACUCCCUUUUCGCCAUCACCCUUCGCGACGGCGCCCGCUGCCUGUGCAUCGAAUCAUGCGGCAUCUUCGUAUCCUACAUCUUCAGUCUUCUCUCCUCCACCUGAGGGUCAAAAAUCGUUCGAUGCCCUCGCAAGAACGCCUCCGUUUGAUGCUUUUGAUUGUGGCUUGUGUACAGACAACACGCCAUGUGUAUGCCGUGAAAUUGCCAUGCAACAUGCCAACGCUGUAUCCGGACUUUCUGGAUCCGUCUCCGAGUACGGAAAUAACCUGCUGGCAGUUCAGAACGGGACGAUGACAGUACUCAAAGCCGAGGACUCGGAUAAUCGCGCUGUAAUUUCUACGACUAACAUUAUCAAGAUUCCGUCUGCUUCAGACGAUGUGGAUACUUCAAGGUCUCCCAACCCUGCAAUCGUUGGGAAGACUUCCCAUCAAUAUUCUGUGCAAUCCCGACAAGAAACUCUAUCGGACCAUCGGACGAAUACCAGUGGGCCUUUCCAGAUCCGCCUGCCUUCACCUGAACCUGCUCCCACCCCCUCUAGUACUUCUUCCUCUCGGUCUGUACCUCUGCGCUUGAAGAAUGCACGUCGAACCACAUCAGGCAAGGUCUGGCAGAUCAACCCGUCCCCUCCGACAUGUUCGGGUGACCCGUCGAAUUGCCCUGCGUGUAAGGACGACGAUUUCGGCAAGGCGUUCUGCCGUGCUCUGGGAGACUCAGCCAGUGUCGUAUCGCGGGCAUGUGCUUCCUGCCCUAAUCCUGAGGCAUGUGGGAGGGUCUCUCGGUCGGCAUGUGCUCCUGGGCCAAGUUCUAUCCCCUUGUCGAGCCAGGACUCGUCGGAAAAGAUGAAUUUGAAUAGAUCAACUUCCUCAGGGUCUGAGCAAGAUCGAAAUACCGGCGAAGCUUCGUUGCUCAACAGUUCGGGGCGAUCUUCCGCUACAUUGCCCUCUCACUCUGCUGCCACUAACCAACAAGGUGUAUUGCUAUCUACUCCGUCUAGGCCUGGUGGGAAAUCCGUUGGACCGUCUGAGACAAUCCCCGUAAAUGAAGCAUGGGCGCGGCUCAAGUCACACCCGAAUAUUGCCUUCGCGGACCUAAGUAUGCUCGCCGAUGUUGUGGCUCGCAGGACGAAAUGCUCGGGACCUGUUGCAGUGAUAAAUCCGGCUCCGGGCUCAGUUACUCCAGAACGCGAUGCUGCGCGGAGUCCGGCAUCGCCGGAGUCUGGAAUGACAAUGCAGCAGGGCUCUGAGAAUCCUCAAGAGAAAGACAGUAAUUCUGUUCUUCUCACGGACCCUCAUGCCCACUUCCGAGAACAAGAACAGCAGCGGGCGAAGGUUCCGACGAUGGUACCUUUCAAUGAUUCUACCUCCAGUUCUGCCGUUUCGGUACCCCAAACAACUCCUUCGUCGGCAUUGAGUCUUGGACCCGGCGCUGUUGGCCGUCCUGCUCUCGUACCCCAAGAAGAGUUGCGUGAAUGUGGACGACGUCGCAUCCGGGAAGUUGACGCAGCGGGUGUGCGCGAGGCACUUCGGAUCCUCGAUGCUCAGUUCGGCAAGCAUUCUUGAUGCGCCAUUGGUCUACCAUGCGUGAUACCCUACAUGUGGUAGCCGCACCACUCCUUGGGAGUGCAGUUCUUGGAAAGGUGAAGUCAAAGAUCCGGAACAACGGAAAUUUCACAGAAGUCAUGUUGCUGGGUAUUUCGUACUAUUAAAGAUCUCUUAGAUUUCAAGGUUAGGUGCAGUCACACAGUCAUUUAUAUUCUUAUGCUAUUCCCCAGUGCGCCGAACUUACCACAAUGUAUCAUAGCGUUUUUCUCUCAUUAUACCAUAUAUGCAUCCCUAACCGUUGAUAUUACUACCUAUGAAUAGUAUGUAUGCAUCUAUAUUAAGUGAUUU